Messenger RNA from Emiliania huxleyi CCMP1516, 405 nucleotides. RefSeq lists its product as hypothetical. Bases 1 to 405 code for a protein of 134 amino acids. The transcript is spliced from 4 exons. NCBI's taxonomy places the organism in Eukaryota, Haptophyta, Isochrysidales, Noelaerhabdaceae. The record is from RefSeq and is a predicted model, not a curated record.
AUGGCGCCACUUUUACUACUCCUCGCUGCCACCAACGCGCUAAAGAACCGCUCGGCGACGCUAGCAAUGGCCGCCGCGCUGCAGGUGACUCUCGACGAGACGAUGACGUCGCUCGUCGACCCGCUCGUCGCGGCUCGAGCGCGGGACGGCGUUGUCGUACCUCUCUUCUCGAACCUGGGCUUCGUCCCCUUCCUCAAGAACCUGCUCUGCUCGAUGGACCGCGUGCGCGUCUCCAACUGGGUGGUGAUCGCCCUCGACAACUCCACCUGCGCGCCAAUACGCGGCGGGUUCGGCCUCGCGUACGCCUCUCCCGCGUGCGUCUUCCCGUACGCGCACCGGCCGCUCACGACGCAAGGCGCGGCCAGCUACCGCACGGCCAAGAUCAUCCGGAUGGUGAUUAGAUGA